This is a messenger RNA of Closterium sp. Yama58-4, 2217 nucleotides long. Lineage: Eukaryota; Viridiplantae; Streptophyta; Zygnematophyceae; Desmidiales; Closteriaceae. The record is from the annotation of a GenBank genome assembly.
AUGUUUCUCUGCGGCGGCUCAACCUUUCGCCGAGAGCACAACAUAGAGCAGCAGCAGCAGCAACAGGAGGAGGAUAAUCAUCAUCAUCAUCAGCAGCAGCAGCAGCUUGGUGGUCCGAAGAAUCGCGCGACUCGUCAGUCGCACCCCAACGCUUCUCCACCCAACCCUCUCGCCCGGCCGCAUCAGCCGGCGCACCAGCAGCAUUACCACUCGUCGCCCCGCCCCACAGGGCCUCUGUCACCCGCGUACGUGCACCCGCGCAACAGCCAUGCGCCGGCGCAGGCUCGGGGGGCCAACCACGCGCCAGGGCAGACCCAGAACGGCCAGCCGCACGCGUCCGCCGCCCCUUCCGGCAUCAACGGAUACGCGCGCCAUCUCUCCAGCCGUCUCAUGCCUAAGAAGCGGUCUAAGGAGGCCGCCGGCGGCUUCCGCCAGGGCGCAACCGUUGGGUGCGCGGGCAGCGCGCGAGUGUUCGCCGCAGGGGCUGAGCCUGAGCGGAAGUUAUCCGCGGAAGAUUCCCGCGCUGCAGGGGAGGCGGAGCAGCAAAGCGCGGGAGGGGGACAGCCGGCGCAAAGCUUUACGUCCGGAGGAGCGACCCGCGCCGCCCCCGGCGGAGCGGAUAAUAAGCUUCCCCGUAAGCCGUCUGCUGCGGCGGCUGCUGCCGCUGUAGCUGCAGCAAAGAUGGCGGCCUCCGCGGCUGCUGCCGCCGCGGCCACUGCCUCCCGCGCGGACAAGAUCCACCUCACCCCCGCGGGGGCGGCGCAGGUGGGCGGGUCGGCGGCGGCAGAGCAGGGAAUGGAAGCGCAGGCGCUUCCGUCGCUUCCGCCUGGCUACCGCUUCAAGCCUACGGACGAGGAGCUCGUGGCGCAUUACCUCGUGCCGCGCGCGCGCCUCGCGGACGAUUCCCUCGGGGUGAUCCCGUCUAACCCGCCGGUCCAAGCGGGACGGCGGGCAGCCGCCGCUGAUGGGGGGAGGCGGGAGCUUCAGGGGGAGGCGAAGGCGGAACAGCAGCAGCAGCAUCAGCAGCAGCAGCAGGAUUGGAUGACGAUGAUUGCGGAUUUGGAUGCUUUGGAUAUGGAGCCGUGGGAGCUUCCUAUGUCGUGCUGCAUCGGUGACGGCGAGUGGUAUUUCUUCUCCACGCGAAGCCACAAGUACGGCCACUCGCGGCGCACCAACCGCUGCACCGCCAACGGCUACUGGAAGGCCACAGGCAACGACCGCACCAUUCACUGCGACCCCGUCUUUGGCGCCGCUAUUGCCGCGGGCGCGAGCAGGGGCAUGGGCGCGGGGAUGGGCGCGGGGAUGGGCGCGGGUGUGGGGAAGCAGUUGUCCCGCGCGCUGCUGGGGAGGCGGGGGAGCGGAGGGUUGUUCGGGGGGUGUUUGGAUGAGCCUUCGAUGGAUGGAGUGGUGGUGGGGAUGAAGAAGACGUUGGUGUACUAUGAGGGGCGCGCGCCGAGAGGGAGGAGGACGGAGUGGGUCAUGCAUGAGUAUCGCCUGGAGCAGCGCAGCAGCAGCGGCCGCCGACCCGUGGGUUCGCUCGUACUGUGCCGUGUUGCACAUGGACAGGAGCUUGGGCAGGAGCAGAAGCAGGAGCACGGCUUUCAGGCGCAUGAGCAGGGCUUUAGUGCACAUCGGCAGGAGCAGGGCUUUCAGGCGCACGAGCAGGGCUUUAAUGCACAUCGGCAGGAGCAGGGCUUUCAGGUGCAUGACCAUACGUUGGAGCUUGAGUAUGAUCUCUCUACCAUGCUUUCUGAGCCUCAUGCUGACAUGCCCAUCGGCAUGCACAUGAACAUGGGCAUGGGUGGUGGUGCUGCUGCUGGUGGUGCUGCUGGUGCUGCUGGUGGUGCUGCUGGUGGUGGUGCUGGUGGUGGUGCUGGUGGUGGUGCUGGUGGUGGUGCUGGUGGUGGUGCUGCUGGUGGUGCUGGUGGUGGUGCUGGUGGUGGUGCUGGUGGUGGUGCUGGUGGUGCUGCUGGUGGUGGUGCUGGUGGUGCUGCUGGUGGUGCUGGUGGUGGUGCUGGUGGUGGUGCUGGUGGUGGUGCUGGUGGUGGUGCUGGUGGUGGUGCUGGUGGUGGUGCUGGUGGUGGUGCUGGUGGUGGUGCUGGUGGUGGUGCUGCUGGUGGUGGUGCUGGCGGUGGUGCUGGCGGUGGAAGCCUCUGCCUGCUCCUGGUGGCUCCACAAGCACCAGCAGCGGCAGGAGCGACGAUGGGCAGUGAGUGA